Sphaerodactylus townsendi is the source of this 2820-nucleotide messenger RNA. RefSeq names its product hydroperoxide isomerase ALOXE3-like. The record is from RefSeq and is a predicted model, not a curated record. Gene Ontology annotation, biological process: linoleic acid metabolic process; lipid oxidation. Gene Ontology annotation, molecular function: protein binding; iron ion binding; oxidoreductase activity, acting on single donors with incorporation of molecular oxygen, incorporation of two atoms of oxygen. NCBI's taxonomy places the organism in Eukaryota, Metazoa, Chordata, Lepidosauria, Squamata, Sphaerodactylidae. The coding region runs from base 120 to 2135 and encodes 671 amino acids. The transcript is spliced from 14 exons.
CAGCUCUGGGGAGGCGGCUGCACACCGACACCCGCAGGAAGGCUGCUGCUCAAACUCGUCUGGGAAUCAGCAUCGCGCAGGCCCUCCGUCCGUCCCGGUGAUCCGCUCCCGCUUCCAGAAUGGCCACCUACAAGAUCCAAGUAGCCACCGGCAACAUCAUGUUGGCCGGCACCUACAGCACCGUCUCCAUCACUCUGAUCGGGACCCGGGGGAAGAGCCACAAGCAGCAGCUGAACAACCGAGGCCGGGACUUCGUUCCUGGGGCUGUGGAUGACUAUGAGAUGCUCUGUGCGAAGGACCUGGGACAGCUCCUGCAGGUCGAACUCCACAAAGAGGCCUACCUGUUCUUCCCCAAGGACAGCUGGCUCUGUGACUACGUCAAGGUGACAACCCAGCAAGGGACGACCUACCAGUUCCCCUCCUACCAGUGGCUGGAGGGCUAUGGCACCCUGAAGCUGCGGGAGGGAGCAGCCAAAACGGUUGCUGAUGAUUCCAGCAACUCCCUCCUUUUGGAACAUCGUAAGGAAGAGCUGAAAAGUCGCCAAGAAUGCUACCGCUGGAAGGAAUAUGCCCCAGGCUGGCCGAGAUGUGUCGAUGCAGAAAGUACGGACGAUUUGGAUUCCAGUUCUAAGUUCCCCCUCACCAAGACGACAGUUUUCGGCCUGCGCGCUGCCAAGUCAGAACUUGAGCUGAGACUGAAAGGCUUUUCCGCCCAGGAGGGCUCUUGGGAAACUUUUGAUGACAUCGGGAAGGUCUUCUGGUUCAAAAAAACGCCCGUCACAGAGUAUGUCGCAGAUCACUGGAAGGACGAUGAUUUCUUCGGCUAUCAGUACCUGAACGGGGUCAACCCCGUGGUGAUCGAGAAAUGCACCGAGAUCCCAGCUAACUUCCCAGUCACCGAAAAGAUGGUGGCUGAGCUUCUGGGGAAUUCCACCACCCUUCAGGAAGAGCUGAAGAAAGGGAACAUCUUCAUCACAGACUACAAGAUCCUGGAGGACAUCCCGACGUGCCUUCUCAAUGAUAAACCGCAAUUCCUGGCUGCUCCCCUCUGCAUGCUGCAUCUCAACCCCGAAGGGAAGAUGAAACCGCUGGCUAUCCAGCUCAGUCAGACCCCCGGUCCGGAAGCUCCCAUUUUCCUGCCCAGCGACUCCGAAUGGGACUGGACGCUCGCUAAGAUCUGGGUCAGGAUGGCCAACUUUCACGUCCACGAGGUGAACACCCACCUUCUGGAAGCACACUUCCACUGCGAGGUCUACACCAUGGCCACCCUCCGCCAACUGCCCAUGUGCCACCCGGUCUACAAGCUUCUGCUACCUCACACCCGGUAUACUCUCCACAUCAACACUUUAGCCCGCACUAGUCUUAUACAGCCAGGAGGGGUAUUCGAUAAGGCGACCGCGACAGGCCGCGACGGCAUGUUGAAACUCCUGGCCAAAGGCGUCCAGGCCUCCACUUAUACGGCCCUUUGCCUCCCGGAUGACCUCAAAAAAAGAGGCGUGGACUCUUUGCCCAAUUAUUACUUCCGGGAUGACGGAAUGAAGAUCUGGAACGCCAUACAGAAGCUGGUCUCAGGCAUCGUCGGUCUCUACUACAAAUCUGACGAAGCCGUCAAGGAGGACCCCGAAUUGCAAGCCUGGGUGCGCGAAAUUUUCACAGAAGCGUUCCUGGGCCUGAAGUCGUCUGGUGUUCCUUCUACACUGGAAACCAAGGAUCAGCUUAUCAAAUUCCUCACCAUGAUCAUCUUCUGUUGCUCUGCAAGACAUGCUGCAGUCAACAGUGGGCAGUUUGAUUUCGCCGCCUGGAUGCCCAACACACCCGCCACCUUGAGGCAGCCUCCCCCCAAAAGCAAGGGGCUGGCCACCUUGAAGAGCGUCUUAGACACCUUGCCGGAAGUGAACUCCACCUGCGCGCUUCUCUCGCUGCUUUCAGUCGUGAGCUACGAGCCAGGAGACCUGAGGCCUCUGGGCUUUUACCCGGACGAGCACUUCACGGAACAGGAGCCUCGAAAGCUGAUUGCCGAAUUCCAGAAGCGCCUGGCUGAGAUUUCCAAGGAAAUCAGUCAGAGGAACAAGGAACUUCCCAUCGGCUACCUCUACCUGAACCCUUCUGAAGUACAGAACAGCGUCUCCAUAUAAGAGGGCCCCUCACAAGCGGCACAGAUCCUGGAGCGGACUGCGGAUUUUGCGUUUAAAAUGCUCCAAAGUCACCAACUUCCACAUGGGACCGAAUUACAAAUCAUCUCCAGACAACAGAGAUCAGUUUCCACUGGAGAAAAUGGUGGCUUUGGAGGGCGGAGUCUGUGGUAUUAUAAUCCACUGAGUUCCCCGUCUUUAACCCCGCCUUCCCCAGACUCCACCCCCCCCCCCAAUCUCCAUGGCAACUCUAGGAAUGCCCAGUCUAGCAGAAUGCUCUCUGUGAUCAGGACACCCGGAUUUGGAUAUAUUACGCAAAUAGAGCACCUCUAACUCUACGCUACUUCAUUAUGAUUACUAUUAUUCAGAUUUAUUUUAGGGCAGAUUUUCUUUGUAGGGAUUUUGCUGGCAGUAUUCAGUCACUUCCAGAUCACACUGCGACGCAUCCUCCAUGGGAAACUCUAGAUUUGUAGGAUUAGACUAAUUUGGCUGGGUUUCGGGGUAUUGCGACUGCGGAGAAACAUCCUCUGUAUUUUGUGUAAUGUUUACUAGAUGCACGUAUCAUGUGCAACUGACAGUUCUCCCUGGCUCAGGGUCACCCAGCAAGCCAGCAUGAUGUAGUGGUUAAGAGCAGGUGCACGCUAAUCUGGAGAACCGGGUUUGAUUCCCCGCUCUGCCACUUGAGCUG